AUGCUCGGCGAGCCACAGCAAGAAAUUGCACAAAUCAUUUGUGCACAUGGUGCGACAAUUUCCACAACUCGUGCCACACUUCAACGUGCGCCCCGCUCGCUUCUGACGACGUCGCCCGACUCCACAUCGGAUUCUGAUGACAAAAUUGUGCGGAUUCUUGUCGAGGCGCUUCGCCGUCACGAUAUGAGUAUUAUCGUGUCGGAAUCUUUCGAUCAAUGGGCCAGAUUGGCUGCCGAGGCAAAACGUCUCGGCCUCAUCUCGUUCGUCGAAGCCGCGUGUCCUUCCACUAUUAGCAUCUCUUGUCACGCGGCUCUCUCCACCGGACGUAUCAAUCCAGAAGUCACGUUUCGAAAGGUUCUUCGAAUUGUGGUCUCCGGAAAAGUGAUCAUGUGUCGAGCGGUGUUUGGCGACUCGUUGAAUGAGUGCCGUGAUGGCGGUGGGACAGAUUUUGAGAUGGAUCGGUAUACGUCGAGAUUCUUCUUAAAGCACAGUAAUCUCGAGAAGGCGUUCGACCAGCUCGCCUCAUCCGGCUACCGGCUCAUCCAUUCGAACACGUUUGCUCCGUCACAAAUGCCUAAGCACGCGUCAAAAGACGAUUCCCAAUUCAUCCAUCACUCGCAAUUCGUUUUCCACCGUCAACCCAAGCUCUGCCCACCAACGGACACCACCACACCGCCGGCGAGCUCCUAA
Caenorhabditis remanei is the source of this 690-nucleotide messenger RNA. RefSeq lists its product as uncharacterized. The transcript is spliced from 5 exons. The coding region runs from base 1 to 690 and encodes 229 amino acids. NCBI's taxonomy places the organism in Eukaryota, Metazoa, Nematoda, Chromadorea, Rhabditida, Rhabditidae. The record is from RefSeq and is a predicted model, not a curated record.